GUUCCUUCCUCGAUCACUCGCAACCUGCUGCGACGGGCAUCUCCAGCAGCAACUCGCCGUCCGUCAUGUCUUCCUCCGAAACCACUCCCUUGCUCGGCGAAUUGUCGCAGUCGCCUCAACAGCCGCCACUGGCCCGCCACAAACCAUCUUCCAACUCUAUGCUCGUCAAUCGCAAGACCCCGUCGGACUCGAAGACGUCUUCUGCCAGGCAGUCCGUCGUUCUCAACGGACAGCCCACUCGGGACUACACCUCCCCGUUCGAGCAUCCGCGGCAGGACGUUUGCAUUCCGUCGACGGGCCCGUCCUUUGGCAUCAACUUUGAUGCGAUCGAGGAUCACUUUAUCCAGAGCCGCCCUUCACUUCAGCGAUCGCCGCUGUUUGUCCCGAUAGAGGACGGAUCGGCAAAGCCUUCGAGCGAAUCCAUUCUCUCGACGCCCGGAUCGCGGUUCAUGUUCUACUCCGACAGCACAGGCACCAUUCAUGGUGAUGCCUUCGAGACGCUGCCGCUCACCGAAUACAGCAUGGGCAUCAAGGAUCUGCUGCUCUCCAAGCCCUUUUGGCUCGACAUCUGCAACCCAACCCCCGACGAGAUGCAGCUUCUUGGACAGCUCUUUGGUAUUCAUCCGCUCACUGUCGAGGACAUCCUGACGGAAGAAACGCGCGAAAAGUGCGAAACCUACUCGCACUACUACUUUGUAUGCAUGCGCUCCUUCGACCCGGACUUUGAUAGCCCGUACUUUCUCCAGCCCAUCAACUUUUACAUCAUUGUGUACCGGGAAUGCGUUCUCUCGUUUCACGAGCAUCCCGUCCCACACCCGAAUAGCGUCUUGCGCCGCAUGAAUCAGCUGAAAGGCUACGGACUGACGAUUUCACCUGAAUGGAUCAACUACGGUAUCAUCGACGAUAUCACGGACUCGUUUAUGCCAAUUCUCCGCUUCAUCGAGCGCGAAGUUGACGCCAUCGACGAUCUUGUGCUGAUCCUGAAGGAGAGUGAGCAAAGCGACAUGCUCCGGCGGAUUGGAACGGCGCGCAAGCAGGUGAUGCAGCUCAUGAAGUUGCUUAUGAGCAAGGCGGACGUGCUCAAAGCCCUCAUCAAGCGGUACCACGAAAAGGUCUCGGCCGACUCGGAAACGGUUCUCUAUCUCGGCGAUAUUCAGGAUCAUGUCAUCACCAUGCACCAAAAUCUGAAUCACUACGAGAAGACCCUGGCACGCUGCCACUCCAAUUACCUGGCCCAGAUCAGCAUCGAAAUCACACAGUCGUCCAACCGCACGUCGGACGUGGCCAUGAAGAUGACGGCGCUCGCCAGUAUCCUGAUUCCCCUGAAUCUGAUCACCGGUCUGUGGGGCAUGAACGUCAAGGUGCCUGGACAGGACGAGGACAGUCUCGUGUGGUUUAUGGGGAUCUUGGCUGUCAUGAUGGUCAUUGCCUCAGGCACCUUCUAUGUCAUCAAGCGGUUCAGGAUGAUUUGAGAACCGCGUUGUUGGAGGCGAUUGCUCGAGGCUGUGUCGAGAAGAUACAAGGGUCCCAAAAGCGAAAUGGGACACUGUGUUUGGGCCAGGGCUGUCGUUGCUUUUCUGGCCCUGAAUACACACCCGCUCAUUGCGACUGGCCAAA
Messenger RNA from Polychytrium aggregatum, 1617 nucleotides. RefSeq lists its product as uncharacterized. Lineage: Eukaryota; Fungi; Chytridiomycota; Chytridiomycetes; Polychytriales. The annotation marks the transcript as partial. Gene Ontology annotation, molecular function: magnesium ion transmembrane transporter activity. Gene Ontology annotation, cellular component: membrane. The record is from RefSeq and is a predicted model, not a curated record. Gene Ontology annotation, biological process: magnesium ion transmembrane transport; intracellular magnesium ion homeostasis. The transcript has 7 exons.